Molecule: messenger RNA, 2115 nt
Organism: Adineta steineri
Lineage: Eukaryota; Metazoa; Rotifera; Eurotatoria; Adinetida; Adinetidae
Source: the annotation of a GenBank genome assembly
AUGUUGUUGUUCUUCUUAUUAACUUGGUGGUCAUGGGGAUUAAUAUUCAUUUCUAUUUCCAAUACUAAUGCUUAUUGUCCAAAUGAUGAAGAUCUUCAACAACAUCAUUGUACAUGUAAUAUAAUUCAUAGUUAUAUUCAAUGUUCAUCAUUACCAAAACAAUGCCGUACUUGUUAUCUGUACAAUACAAUAUUCUUUGAUGAAUAUGUUAAUAUAUUAUCAGCAGAAUCAUUUCGUUAUUAUGAUUUAUUUGAUUAUGAUAGUAAUAGAUCAUUUACUAUACAGUUUGCUCAAUUAAAUAAACUUUCAUCAAAUGCAUUUUCAAAAAUUGAUAUGGAUAGUGAUCGAACACUAUCAAUUAAAAUAGCUAAAUAUACAUCAUCAAUAAUUCCAGCAAGAUUAUUUGAUGAAAUAGAAAUUCAAUCACGAUCAAAAUUAAAUAUUGAAAUAUUUAAUGUAACAUCAUCGUUAUUAGUCAUUGAAUCAUAUGCAUUUCAUGGUAUUAAACUUGGUUUUGAAAGUAUAUUUCGAUUUUCUAUACUUUCUAUGAAAGAUACAAUUGAAUUUCAGGCAAAUGCUGGUUCAUUUUAUAUCCCAGCUUAUUCAACAAUGGAAUUUUAUUUUUCAAAUUUUGUUUAUGCAUCAUUAAAUGAUCAUAGUUUUAAUCAUAUAACUCAAGCACAUUCAAGUAAUUUACAAAUAAAUUUCAAUUAUUUUCAUUCUGCAUCAAUUGGUUAUGCAUCUUUUUAUGAAUAUCAUCAACUUGAUGAAUCACAAUUUCAUUUAAUCUUUUCAAAUUUUCAAGAUUUAACUAUUGAACCAAAGCUAUUCCAUACAGUAACUCAAUUAAAAUCUUCAAUAACAUUUUCUCUAUAUAAUAUAACAAAUGAUUUAUGUUUACCAUCUGAAACAUUUAGUCAAAUAAAACAAGAUUUUAAUUCAACAUUUCAAUUUGAAAUUGAUUAUGGAAAAGAUGUUUUAUUUACUCCAAAGACAUUUUUUAAUAUUAGUCAAUUUGCACAAUCAAAAUUAUCGAUUAUUCUAAGAAAUUCUUAUGAUGUUUAUUUUAUGAAUCAAUCAAUAAAAAAUAUUCAUCAACAAGAACAAUCAUUACUUGAUAUUUGGAUAAAAUAUGGAAGAAAUUUGAUAUUUCAAGAGAAUUCUAUUCAAAAUAUUGAUAUUCAACAUUCAAGUAUAAUGCGAAUUGGUUAUCAAUAUUCAUAUGGAACAUUACAAAUGGAUUUAAAUGCUUUUGCUAAUAUUAAUGAAGGUCGAGGUGGAGAAUUAUUAUUUCAAAUAAUGAAUUCAUCAGAUUUUUCUCUUCGUUUUAAUCAAUCAAUCAUAUUAGAACAAUUAGAAAUUGUUGAUCGAAUAUUAACUGAUCAAGAUUUAUGUCGAAUUAUUGAUAUACCAUCACAUAUACCAGUUAAACUUUUAAAUGAAAAUUUAUGUUCAUGUUCAGUAUUUUAUUUAUAUCGACAUCUUCGUCAUUCAUUAAAUCCAUUGAUUUUAAAAGAUUUAACACCCUUAUGUUAUAUUAAUUUACCUCUUGAUGAAAUUGAACAAGAAGAAAAUAAAUGUCUAUUUGAUAAACAAAUUUCUUAUUGUCAUCAAAUGCAAAAACAAAAUAAUAUUGAAACUCCAAAUGGAAAAUGUUCGAAAAAAUCUUUAGUAAUUUCCAAUACACAACAUAAUUCAGUAUCAUACUUAUCAUUAAUAUCUAUUUUUAUAUGUAUUAUCUUUGGUUUAUUAAGUAUUUAUAUUCUUAAAAAACGUCAAAGAUAUUUAUUCAUAUCGAAUAUAUUCAAUAAAUUUUCUUUUUAUUAUCAUCAUCAUCAUCAUCAAAAAUUACCUUUAUUUACUGAUGAUUCUUAUCAACAAUUAACAUCUAUGAAUGAAAAUAAUUCUGAUGAUAAUUUCAAUCAAGAAGAUUUAUCAAAUAAAAUGAUGCAAAUUGUUAUGAAAUAUGAUUCAACAACAAAACAAACACAGCCAUUUAUUCAAACUGAUAAAUCAGAUUUUAUCGUAUCAAAUUAUAUUGAAAAUCAACAAAAUGAACAUACGACGUUGAAAUUAAAUACAAAUCCUUUAAGUGACAUUGAGGAUAAACAAUAG